AAAUAAUUUAUAAUAUUCCAUUAAAGUUGGACUAGUAUAAUAUUCCCAACCCACUAUUUGCCACAUCAGACAAAAAAAAUAUGGCUCAAUAAUUCUUAUACUCCACUGAUUCUACAGUAUUAAAAGCUAGCUUCAUAUAUUGCAUAUAAAUAUGGUGUAUACUUGUGUGCAGAGAGAGAGAGAGAGAGAGAGAGAGAGAGAGAUUAUAUACUGUGUGUUUAUAUCAGUAUGAAUAACUGUGAAAGUGAGUAUGAAGAACUGGUACAUGAUCUGAAGGAUAAAGUUCUGGAUAACAAAAAUGGUGAUGAACAAUUAGUUAAUUGCAUGGCAAAAAACAUGACUACUGUUUUAUCAAGAAAGAAAAGAGCUGCAGUCUUGAUAUGCAUUUUUACUGGGACGACAGACGGCGAACUACGCGUGAUUCUUACAAGAAGAUCCAUGAACCUAUCUUCUCAUCCAGGAGAUGUGGCAUUGCCAGGUGGAAAGAUGGACGAAGGCGACGUUGAUGACUCAGCAACAGCUCUAAGAGAAGCAACGGAGGAAAUUGGACUUGAUCCGGGUCUUGUCCGGGUCGUUGCCAACUUAGACCCUUUUAUUUCUUCGAAUUUACUAAGGGUGGUGCCGGUUGUAGGACUAUUAUCCAGGAUACAGGAUUUCAAGCCUGUCCUUAAUCCAGAUGAAGUUGAUGCUAUAUUUGAUGCCCCAUUGGAGAUGUUCCUCCAGGUUUCA
Messenger RNA from Erythranthe guttata (spotted monkey flower), 729 nucleotides. Lineage: Eukaryota; Viridiplantae; Streptophyta; Magnoliopsida; Lamiales; Phrymaceae. The record is from RefSeq and is a predicted model, not a curated record.